AUGGCAUCUGAGGCGAGGGCCAGGGCAAACGUGCCCCGCAGAGUAGGAAAGCAAACCACGAGUGACAUGGACUCCUAUCAUCGUUACGUAGCAGAAUCAACUACGCUGCCGCCACCGCAAGGGGACAUUAUCGCCCGGCCGUAUACCAGUCACUCCCGUUCCUUUAGCACGCCGCGUCCUUCAAUAUUAGCGCUGUCCUCGUCAAGUAGCAACAGCGAUGUGGAACCACCGAGAGCGCUGCCGGUGCCCGAAAUCACCAUUAGCAGCCCAGGAAAACCGCCGAGGGCCAGUCCACGAUACUCGUUAACGCCUCGUCAGGCAACGUUCCCUCCAACAAAUUCUCAGAGACUAGCGGUGCCCGGGGUGAGACCGCCGCCGCCCGCGCAACAGAUACCACCGGCCCAAAGAAUACAGAGAGUACAACCACGACCGCUAGCGCCGACACCGCCAACGACGGCCGAUUCCGAUGAUCUGCGAAAACAAGAUGGGUUAGUCGACGUCGCUCUUCCAUAUCGGCCGUUUUAUCUCCAGAGAAGGGUUCUCAGCUCCUUUGCGGUCCUCUUCGCCGGAUUAAUAGUCACCGUAGAAGCCGUGUUGGACCUGUCGAAUAAAAGAGGAGGGCUUGGUUCGCCAGACCAUGGAUUUAGAUAUCUGUGGCAGUACGGAUCGGCCUUCAUCUUCACCUGCAUCGCCGCACUCUGGGCGAGGCCCGAACACCAAGCAAAAGCUAGCGCGCCGUGGCUCCGGAUGGCAAAGGGGCCUGCGAGUGUAGACCGGACCUUGAUGCUCGAUUACGUCUUCAUGUUUGAGCCGUGGACCAUUGCGAAAGCGACCAAGAACCGGGACUGGCUUGUUGCGGCAACGGCGUCUGUCGGCUUGACGCUCAAGAUCAUGAUUGUUAUUGCGGUAGCCCUCGUCAGCCCGACUUUUCAGAUUGUGACUGCUCGGGGUGUGAGCUUGAACCUGCACAACACGUUUGUGAACGAUCCCACCGGGCUACAAAAUGCCGGCGCCUUGCCCUUCUUCACUAUGACUGCCUUGCAGACGAAAGGCCUCAAUUUUCCAGAUGGCACGUCGAAAGAGUUUGCCUUUCAGUCCUUUUCUGCGGACCUGCCCGCGACUGCGGAGCUGAGUACCAAUGUCGAUGGCUUCGAAUCCGAAAUCGAGUGCGAGCCGGCACAGUUUACCCUCACCGGGGUUCAGUUCAUCCAAGCUUCGGAUGUUCAGCUCAACGCCACCGUCUCGACGCCUAAUUGCUCGUUGAGGCAGACCAUUCCCAAUAUGGCGCUGGUUGGCUUCACGCUUCCCACCUUCUUCAUGGCUUUCCAGGCUGGGAUGUGCGGGAACUCACCAUUUCCCAACGACGGAAGGGUCGUCGUGAUGACAGGAGCCAUUCAGAUUAAUGAGUCGAGCGUUCCGACGGGGAGCGACGUCUUCAAUGUGCCCAUCUCAGGCGCUGUAUCGAGGUCUGCAGCUCUCAUCUGUCGUCCGUCGUACGUCCUCACAAGGGUCCAAGUCACCAAGAACAACACGCAGCUCAUCAAGAUUGAACGCAAUCGGUCGGCAGCCAACAAGACUCUCGACAAGGUCCACCCGUGGGAUGUUGUGCAAGGGCACUUCAACUCCUAUCCCACUGACUCGCAGAUCCUCGCCGCGAUACCGAACAUCAACAGUCGAUACCCCGGCGUUGCCAUUGUCGCUUCCGACGCCGUCAUGAACUCGGCUGUCGCUAUGCAGAUCAAGGACAAUGGUGUGCCUCCGAUUGAGACGUUCUUGAAGACGGAUAAUCUCACGAAGAUCUCAACGGCAUACUGGAAGCAGUACACGGCUCUGGUAGCGCGCAGUUCAAUGAUGGGGGAGACGCAAGAGAAAUCCACCGGCACGGCCGUCAUCAUUGGCGAACGGCUCAACGUCCGCCAGAUACCGGCGCAUCUCCUGUCUGGACUUUUGGGCUUCGUCCUCGUGCUCGUACUCGUGGCGGUCGCCCUCGCGCCGGCUAAGGGCUUCCUGCCGCGCGACCCGAAUACAAUUAUCAACAUGGCCACUCUACUCGCACACAGCCGCCAGCUUCUUCAGUGUCUGCGCGGCACGGGUGCUGCCGACACGUCGACAGUGCGAGAGAAGCUGCUCGGCACGAACUACUACACCGGCGUCGAGCCUUACGAAAAGGCCGAAAAGGCUGCGAGGGGCUACUUCAAAAUCUUUGGCGGCGCUCCGCCCCCGCAGAACCAGCCGCCCAAGUUUGUGCGAAAUGCAGAUUGGAGGCACCCGCUGCCGCUGCACCCCUGGGCGAGGCUUGCCGCCGUGGUGACCAUGAUUGGCAUGAUUGUUGCACUCGAGGUCAUCCUUCGCUUUUCGAAUUCACAUGCCGGUAUCGCGACGACCAAGGCCAAUACCGACCGGCACUUUCUAUGGACGACCGGGACAGGGGUAAUUUUUGGUCUUGUGGUGCUCUAUCUUGCGGCAGCGGACUGCGCGACACGAUGUCUGGCGCCGUACGCGAAGCUCAAAGAAGGGGGCUCCUUUGAGACGACGGUUGACCUUGAUUUCAUGGACAAGUCGAAGCAUCGAAUCCUGUACGAUGCCGUCAAGACGCGCAACAUUGCGGUUGCAUUCACCACCACCGCGCUACUCGUCGCCUCGCUCCUGGCGACCUUUUCAGGCGCCUUGUAUAGCACCACACCGAUCCCAUCUACGCGGCCAGUCACCCUUCAGACCCUUGACAGCUUCGUCAACGCUUCCUCCCCUUGUCCGACCUGCACUACCGACACCCUCCUGGCCUCUUUGAUUCUCGACGCGAACUUGACAUUCCCAUCAUUCACGUUUGAGGACCUGAACUUCAACAGCCUACAGCUGUCGCAGCCUCUCGACAUGAAGGACGGCGCAGGCACGAUUAUAGCCAACGUCCCCGCCCUUCGCUCGCGGCUCGACUGCAGACUCUACCCGCAAUCCGAGAUCAACACAAACUUCACCAUCCCCGACAUACCGAAUCAGUUCUCGCAGGACAUGAAGGUAAACAUCGCCGGCGAGCCGUGCCUCGACCCGUCGAUCCGGUCCAACGCUGUCUUACCGCCAGGCAUCUCUCCCUCCUCCGUCUUUGGCGUCGCCACCCCGCGGUCCGCAGCUUCGUCGCAGUGCUCCGACUUUACUUACGUCUGGGGCCAGAUCUCGGACACUACCCCUAUGCAGGUGGGCUACAUCUCGGCCAUGGGUUGCAACGAGACGCUGGAGACCGUCACAGCCAAGAUCCGCCUCACGGGCGCCUCGCUGCACGUGGAUACGACUUACCCCCCCGCCGUCCUGGAAAACACCGCCAAGCCGAUCAAGCUAAGGCUUCUCCCCUUGCAGUACGGACUCCUGGCCAACCUCACCACGGGAAACCAGCUCGACCCUUUCUUCAGCUCUCUCGUCACGUCCCGGUUCGCGGUCCCCGCCGGCAACCUGGGCGACCCGGGCCUUGGCAAGAGCGGCCUCGUGGCAGACGCCAUCGUCCGGCAGCACGGCAUCCUACGCGCGCAGAACCUCAACGUCAACUCCCGCCGUAGCCUCCCGGACGUGACGUCGCAGCAGAUCAUCCCGGCCAUGCUCGAGUCUACGUCCGUCACCUCACUGCGACGCCUCGUGCAGGAUAAUGCGUCCACGCGCAUCAUCCAGUCCGUGCUCAGUCUGCUCGUCGCGCUGACGCUCGUGGCGUGGCUCCUGACCCCCGGGACAGAUACGAUACUGCCGCGGAACCCGUGUAGCAUUGCCUCCGUGGCGGCGCUGCUAGCUGAUGGGAAUAUGUUUGGGUUCUUGGGCCGCGGGGCGGAGUGGCAGGGGACGGAGGAGAUGAAGCGGAGCUUUUUGGACGGGAGCCAUUCGAUGGGGUUCAAGAUUGGGUGUGAGCGCGUGAGGAAGCGGAGGGGCGCGGAGGAUGUGAACGGAGUGAGGGCGGAGGAGGAUAUGGCGUACGGCAUCAACGUCAAGCGCGGGGGUGGGUGGGGAGGUGGCGAGGACGUCGGGCUUGGAAUAUUGGCGAGGGUGAAUCGGGCGCAGAGGGGGUUUGUUAGGGGGUGGGGGAAGAUGUGA
This is a messenger RNA of Colletotrichum orchidophilum, 4068 nucleotides long. RefSeq lists its product as uncharacterized. The record is from RefSeq and is a predicted model, not a curated record. NCBI's taxonomy places the organism in Eukaryota, Fungi, Ascomycota, Sordariomycetes, Glomerellales, Glomerellaceae. The transcript has a single exon. The coding region runs from base 1 to 4068 and encodes 1355 amino acids.